UGAUAUUUCACAAUUUACUUUAUUAAAUAUUGCGAAAUUUAUAAUCGCAACAAAACAACUCUUUCUGUUUGAAAAUUGGUUAUUGUCAUUUAUUGUUUUCUUGCGGCCAUUUGUAAUGUCACGUGAUAUAAGUGCGUUGCGGGGCAGAUAAUAGAUUGUUGUAUAUAGAAUCACUGUACAUAUUGUACAAAUAACAAAACAUGAGUUCCAACAUUCGAACCACCUCAAAGGGUGGAAAGGGGCUAAAGUCUGAUAAGUCCCACAAAUCAGAUGGAAGCAAAGGAACAAGUGACAAAUUUCACAAUAAAGAGGCCAACUCCAAAAAUGAGGAGCUUAGUAUUAGAGAAAAAGUAAAACAACUCAUUGAAAUGACUCAACGAUCUGAAGAGGAAGUUUGUUUGGCGUUGCAUGAAAGUGACAAUGAUAUUAAUGGUGCUAUCAAUAUGUUAUUUGAGGAGUUGGGUACUGGUGAAUGGGAAACACGUGAUAAGAAGAAAAAAAAGAGGCAAGCUUCAGCUAGCAAACCUGACAAGGGUGGUGAAGAGGGAGCUGCUGUUGAUGAUUGGAAUGAUGGAGGUACACAGGGGCCAGUUAGAUCUGGUGAUGAAAAAGAAAGGAGUCGCAACCACAGUAAUGGAGCUACAGGCCGUUAUAGCCGCAAGACUGGAUCAGGCAAGGAACGACAUGAAAAUGAACGGAACUUUGAAGAUGGAAGUGCAGGAAGGGGAAAUGAUAGGCGAUGGCGUCAGGGAGCCCCUACGCGUGGUGGAGGUGGAAGAGGUGGACGUGGCGGCGGCAGAGGGGGAAGAUAUCCACCAAGAGGUAGUCGUGGUGGUGGCGCUCAUCGGAAUGAUUCCAAUUACAACAAGCAACCUAUUGAUACUUGGGAUAACUCGAAUACAUGGGACAAUACUACUUUGCCUGCCACUAAUCAUAACACUGCUGAUGAGUGGGAUGAUUUUCCUGGCGCCGACGAGUGGUCAACUGAAGAGUACAGCCUGGUAGAAACAAAAGUAUUUACCCCAAGUGUGCAGCCAAGUGUGGAUACAUUCAGUGAAACUACGGCAGCCAAUUUGGAGCAAAAUCUAAGUAAUUUAUCUAACCAAGAAAACAAUUACGGUCAACAAUUGAAUCAGUCGUUACAAAUUGGCCAACAAAAUGUACAAAUUCCAUCCCAAAGUCCAGUUCCGCCAUUGGUAGGAACAUUGACCGCUGCACAAACACAGUAUUUCUCACAAUUAUCCCAACAGAAUAGCGAGAAUCUUAACAAACAAUACAGUUCUGUGGCUUCAUAUCCAAGUUCUGUACAGCAGGUUUACAACACCUCUCCUCAAGUUUACAAUUCAUCAGCCACGCAGCAGCUAUAUAACAGUACCUCCCAGCAGUCCUAUAGUACACAACCUUAUAAUGCGAAUCAGUUAAAUAAUUACAGUACUAGCAAUUUUCAGUCUGCUAAUCAGCCUGUUAGGACGAAAACUCAAAGAGCAAGAGUACCUCCACCUUCAAAGAUUCCAUCUAGCGCAGUUGAAAUGCCUGGUGGGGAUAUGAAUAGCAGUAUAACUUACCUUGACGUUCAGUUUGGUGCUAUGGACUUGAUGGACAAUAACUUUGAUUCUAACACAUCGGAUUUGAAAUUUGGUAGCAGUGCAAAUAAUUCUGCUUCGAACCUGGUAGAGAGUACCUCGGGUACUUCUGCUGGUGGCUUGGAUUUGGCAACUGGAUCAACAAACCAGAGUGCAAGUGGAUUAGAUCCUUAUUCCAAAAACGCAUCACAAAGCAGUAUUAGUUCAUCUUUAACACAGAAUCUUUCUAAUUCGGACAAUGUUUCUCAAACUAGUGAACAUUUAAGUACUAGUUACAAUACCACAUCAUCUGUUACUGCUAGAAGUACAUCUCAAACAUCGGGUAUUGUAUCCGUUUCGUCUUCAACGCCAUCUGGUUUAGAUUUAACGAAACAACAGCAAGAAAAUCAUUCUUAUAGCUCCCAGUCAACGACUUAUAAUUCAUAUCCGUCUAACGCAAACACAUAUAGUGCGUCACCUUAUAGUUCAACACAGACAACUGCAAGCUCUUACGGAAUGGCUAACCAAGGCAGUACAUAUAUAAAUAACCAAUCAGCUAAUUCGUAUAACACUGUUAGUGCGAGUUCAUAUCCAAAUCCAUACCCGGGUUCUACAUCAUAUCAGUCCAAUACAAAUGCAGCAUUUCCCUCCAUGACUCAGACAAAUUCGUAUCAGACAAGUAGUCCAUCUUAUCCAAAUACUAGCCAGUCAGUAUAUGGCGCUAACACAGGGUUAAGUAAAUCAAAUUUUGGUAGUACAGCAACAAGUCAAUACAACAAUUACAGUUCCUCGACUACAAAUAAAUUAGGCAAAGAAAAUUCAUAUGAUAAUAGCACAAGCACAGGCAAUAGUUCUCACAGUGCUGCAACCAAUAACACCACCUCUACGAAUUCAUUGUCAUUAUCGCAAUCGACAGUUCCUAGUACAAAGACGACCGCAACUUUAGCAAAAAGUUCAAACAGCGUAGUGUCCAAUAUACCGCCGGGAGUGACGCCGGUUAUGAGCGCUCCUUAUAUAAUGGGGCAAGUACCUUAUUUUCAACAGCCCAUGUAUUCAUACGAGGAAGUACAGCUGUUGCAACAAAGAUUGCCCCAUAUGACGACACCUUAUUACGAUAUGGGUUACCAGACUCCAACUACUUUGGCAGCUGUAAGAGGUGAUCCGACCGGAGCCCUAGGCGGAGGAGUAGGGUAUUCAGCGAUGUCCGCCGAUGGUAGGUUUGCCACGGCCGCCACGGCACGAGGAGACAAUAAUAGUUCGCCCGUACCAUCAUCAGCAUUAACAGCGGGCGUGCAGUCGCAAGCAUCUACGCUAACGGCGCAACAGGGCCAUCAGGCGCAACCUAUAUUAACACCAGGAACGGCGCCGCCUUAUUUCUUUGCGACGGCUUUCAAUACCAUCGCUGCGGCGCCCAAUUACCCUCAGUUUGGGGCAAUGUAUACGCUUCCUGCUGUGACAAAUGCCCACGGUUCGACAAAUAGCAAUCAGUAUCCUAAACCCGCAACAUAUGGUUCGGCUUCUGGCUAUGGUCCUUAUGACACGCUAGGUCAGUCAGCGCAAGAAUAUGCAAAGAGCGGUUUUGCAGUGAGUAAUGCAGCAGCUGCUGCGGCAGUAGCUGCACAAGCACAAAAAGCCAAUCAAGGUAAUUCUUCUACAGGGGGUUCAGCAACGAAUGAUUUAAGUGCGAUAUAUGGAAAGUCCCAUACUGCUUUAGGCAAGGUUAAUUCAUAUGAUAAACAAGGCUUCCACUCUGGUACCCCGCCUCCAUUUACCGGAACAUUACAUGGAAGUCAAAGUACAGGUUUACCAAGUGGUACGGGAUAUGCUCCUCAAAUGUACAUACCAGCUAUGGCACCUCAGCAUCACACAACUGCCCUGAUGCACCAACCCUUACAUCAGAUGGAUUUGAGGCAGCAAGGCCGACGCAUGGAUUCUGGAAAUUCAACCGGGAACCGUUCGCAGGGUUCAAACCAGGCAAAAGCUGGCUCAAAACAGUCGUACCAGGCUUCCUACUGGAAUCAAAAUUAAAAGAUGGCAAAUCCUCCCUUUAUCAACUGCUCACCAUACUUCGUCCCCCACCAUAAUAAACCUUUAUUACAUUAAAAUAGAUUUUUUUGAUAAGUAUAUUUAUCUUUUAAAUUUAUAAUUAUUUCAUACACAUUACACAAACAACAUUGUGUAAAAUAUUCUAGAUAUAAAUUAUUCUCUAUUGUCUAUUUAUUAAUUGUUUUAUUGGUCCAUUGAGGUAUGGCUAGUCAUUGCAAAAAGUGUUUUUGUAAGUGGAACUACACUAAAAUUUCCAUUACUGGCACGCGUUAAAGCUUUAGUGGUUUAAUUUUUUUUAAGAUGCUGUUUAAAUUUGACUAGCGUUUGAAAAAUUUGUUCCACUAGGUGAAAGGCAGAAAACAACAAUAAACGUGAGAUUAAGUUGCUCCCUGCAAUGUUCAUUAACUUAUUUUUCCCUGGAGUAUAACUAUUAACCAUCGUGAAUAAGAGCUUAUUUCAAACAAUUUGAAAUGUUAUGAUCCUUGGUACAUAUACUUUAUGCUUUUUUUAACAGUAUUACAAAUAGUUACAGUAAAGCAUUGAAUUGUGCAAUUACGGUGCAAUUCUUUUUAAAAUUUAGAAUGUAUGUUUUUUGUUUUCUCUUAUUUCCCAUGAAGAGGAGUGAAUAUGUUGCGCAUUUUGGUACUUUUUUUGUAUUAUGCUUCGGUGUGUUAACAUUUUAGUGUUUCUCUAGCUAAAUAUACAAUUUAAUGAGAUUUCUAUAGCAUCUAUUAAAAAAAAAAGAACCAAUAGAAAACCAUUUGAGAACAGAGUAUGUCACAUUUUUUUUUGUGACGAAUAUGCCCCCCAAUUCUGGGGUAAAAUUGUACCCGUAGAUAUGAGAAUCAAUUUUUCAAAUUUUUUUAAAGCGAAGUUUGUGAUGUAGUUGAAUCAGUGACGGAGAAGUCAAUUUGCAUCAAGUAAGGAAGAAUAUUUCUAUGGCAAAAUAUGUUUUGUCUUCUCACUUCAGUGAAAAUUUCACCAUUUAAAAUUUAAAAAGUCUUACGUCUUCGUGUUGUGAGCAAAAACUCAUCAUUAAACAAUUGCCCUUUUUUCCAAUAUUUUUGUACUUGUGUAGAUUUUGUAACAUUUAGGCAGAGAAAAAUUGAGAUCUGAAACAUUUGUAUAUUUAUGAACUGUCGCCAAGUACGGUGGCGUGAAUGAACCAAUAUGGGGGUUGCUGGAAUAGUUUUAGUACAAAUGUUAUAUGUUAGAUUAGCAAGAUUGUCACAAAUAUAUUAACGAUUGAAGAUGUUAUCCCCAUCAUUGAGUUUUUAAAUAUUUAAGUGGAAAUAUCUGAAAAACCAUUACCAGAUCCAAUUUUUUCCUAAUGUUAAAUUGAAUACAGGGUAUGGAUUUAUCGUUUUGAGGGCAGUUAUUACACAAACACGAAUGGUGGACUGUCAAAAUUAAUUCUGUAUUUGGGAAUAUAACUUUUUAAAAUUUAUUUAUUUAGAACUAACAAACCUGAUCUCUUUAGUUUGCCAAUUAAGAGACCAAUUACCUUGUUGAUAGCAAAUGAAUCAGAUCUAAAACAUUUGGUUCAUUUAGAUUCAAAAGCAUUUUUUUUGUAAUUUAUAAAUAACAACUUUUGCAAAACAGCAUUAUACUAAUUUUAAUUUGAAAUCAGUUAUUUUACACUUCUACAAAGUCAUGAUUGCUACAUUUGCACGUGUGGUUUGCCAUGUUUUAAAAGGAGAGCCUUAAGAAUAAGAGAUUAAAAUUGAUUUUUUUUUAAUUUAUUGCUAAUAUAUUUUUUUAAUUCUUUCUGUCAAAAAAACAAAGAAAAACUAAAUCAAUUGCAGAUAUAUAAUUGCUUUUAAAGUAGACUCCUUGUUUGGUGUAUUUCAAUCCCCCUGUAGCUCAUUAAAUUUUUAUGUAUGGAACAUGCAACUUAAUGGGAUAAAAAGUAUUUUUCAAUUGAACAAAUUAUUCUCAUUAUUUCAAACUGCCCUUUAAUUUCGUGUACUAACUUGCCACAAACCAAUAAACACUUUAACAUCCUCCUAGGUUAACAGUUAUUUUCAAAUUAUCAUAUUCAAGGAAAUAUGUCAUAAUAUUUCGCUGUCUGAAUAUUCUAAAUUACUUGAUCCUCUAUUUAUAAUUUGGAUUAAUCCAAUUUUCUCGUAAUUGUACAUAUUAUGGCUUUAAAGAAAUAAUUUGUAUCGACACAUUAUUGCUGUGUACCUAUUUUUGCCUUAGUUUACAUUAAAAAAUAUUAGAUUUAGAUUAAAGAUGUAGGUAAAUUGACUUACCUUUGUUGUCAAGUCAUAUAUAACUGACUUUUGGGCGGUCAGAUUAAACUUCAUCUGUAAGGAUACCAGUAAGACGAAACGUUAAGGGUCGCGGGUUCUCCUUAGCUGAUGAAGAAGUUGAAGACAACUGAGGUUUUUUUAAUUUUAUUUUUAUGUAGGAUUUAUUAUGGACUAAAUAAUAAACUUGUGUACCUAUUUGCUAAUUUGUAUAAAUAUUCACCUAUUGUAGACACUGUAUAUGUGUAGUUUUGUUUUGUAUUUGCUAACUUAUAAAUAUAUUGAGGAAAUACACAUGGAUACUUCUGAAU
Messenger RNA from Cylas formicarius (sweet potato weevil), 6171 nucleotides. It is a transcript of the gene lig, whose product is annotated as protein lingerer. Gene Ontology annotation, cellular component: nucleus; cytoplasm. Lineage: Eukaryota; Metazoa; Arthropoda; Insecta; Coleoptera; Brentidae. The coding region runs from base 201 to 3590 and encodes 1129 amino acids. Gene Ontology annotation, molecular function: protein binding. The transcript has 19 exons. The record is from RefSeq and is a predicted model, not a curated record.